Messenger RNA from Tarenaya hassleriana, 1776 nucleotides. Its product is annotated as 5'-adenylylsulfate reductase 1, chloroplastic-like. NCBI's taxonomy places the organism in Eukaryota, Viridiplantae, Streptophyta, Magnoliopsida, Brassicales, Cleomaceae. The transcript has 5 exons. Gene Ontology annotation, molecular function: phosphoadenylyl-sulfate reductase (thioredoxin) activity. The record is from RefSeq and is a predicted model, not a curated record. The coding region runs from base 68 to 1468 and encodes 466 amino acids.
AGAAAAAAAAAAUAGAGAAACAAUCUCUGGAAAUUUUCUUAGAGAUAUUCCGAAAAUUAGCUGAGAAAUGGCGUCGGCGUUCACUGCUUCUUCUUCCUCUGCUUCUUCCGUGAUUCCGAGCUCUGGUUUCUCGUGUCUGGGUUCUCAUUCGGAGAUCAAAGCUACGCAAAUCGGUUCAUUGAGGUUGGUGGGGGAUCGUUUUAAUGUUGCUCCAUCAUCCCUGAAUCUGUUCGGGAGACGAUCCUCGCUGAAACCCUUGAAUGCUGAGCCAAAAACACAAGAUGCCGUGGGUCCUCUUGCGGCAACCAUUGUUGCCCCUGAGUUUGAAGAAAAAGUGGAGGCGGAGAACUUUGAGGAACUGGCGGAGAGGCUAGAGAAUGCUUCGCCUCUCGAAAUUAUGGAACAGGCUCUUAAGAAGUUCGGAGACGAUAUUGCUAUCGCCUUUAGUGGCGCCGAAGACGUUGCUCUUCUUGAGUAUGCUCGCUUAACUGGGAGACCCUUUAGGGUUUUCAGCUUGGAUACGGGGAGACUGAAUCCUGAAACGUACAGAUUCUUCGAUGCAGUGGAGAAGCAUUACGGCAUUCGAAUUGAAUACAUGUUUCCUGAUGCGGUUGAGGUCCAAGCCUUGGUUAGAAACAAGGGUUUGUUCUCUUUCUAUGAAGAUGGUCACCAAGAAUGUUGCCGUGUGAGAAAGGUCAGACCUUUGAGACGUGCUCUAAAGGGCUUGCGUGCCUGGAUCACCGGCCAGAGGAAAGAUCAGUCUCCAGGGACUAGAUCAGAGAUCCCCAUUGUUCAGGUUGAUCCAGUUUUCGAAGGAAUUGAUGGUGGUGUUGGUAGUUUGGUGAAGUGGAACCCUGUGGCCAAUGUCCAAGGGAACGAUAUCUGGAAUUUCUUGAGGACCAUGGAUGUACCCGUGAACACCCUUCACGCAGAAGGAUAUGUCUCGAUUGGGUGUGAGCCAUGCACGAGGGCCGUUUUACCCGGGCAGCACGAGAGAGAAGGAAGGUGGUGGUGGGAAGAUGCCAAAGCUAAGGAGUGUGGACUUCACAAGGGGAAUAUCAAGGAGAACGGCAAUGCAACGGCCAGCGUGAAUGGGAAAUCCGCUGUUGCAGACAUUUUCAACAGCGAGAAUUUGGUGAGCUUGACCCGAAAGGGGAUACAGAAUUUGCUGAAGUUGGAGAACCGUAAUGAACCAUGGGUCGUCGUCCUCUAUGCACCAUGGUGCCCUUUCUGCCAGGCAAUGGAGGCAUCAUAUGUUGAACUGGCAGAUAAGUUGGCUGGAACGGGCGUGAAGGUUGCCAAGUUCAGAGCAGAUGGCGACCAGAAGGAAUUCGCGAAGCAGGAGCUCCAGCUCGGGAGCUUCCCCACCAUUCUGGUCUUCCCGAAGAACUCUGCCCGACCCAUCAAGUAUCCAUCCGAGAAGAGAGACGUGGAUUCACUUAUGUCCUUUGUGAAUCUUGUCCGGUAAAUCUGCGGAAGACCCGACGAGACAUUUUGCCAUGAAAAGGAGAUGAAGAAAACUAUUCAUCUUGUUCGGUAAUGAUGAUAGUACAGAAGGAAAGUUCGCGAGACUUGGGAACUAUCCAACCGGGCUUAUAUAAGAUGUGGUGGUGGAGACGGAGUGAGUAGCGGAGGCCAUGGAAGACUUUUUAGAGUUUGCCCCAAGAGCCUUUUUGUAUAUUUUGUGGUUUAUAGUUAAAAAAAUAAGUUUGUGUUUUGUCCUGCAACUGCCUUUGUAAUGAUAUGAUGCAGUUCAAUGGUAAUUAUUUAGAUUCA